UUGCAUUUUCAAGGGAGAGGAGGAAGGGGAGGGUUGAUUCUGGCCAACCCCACCCCCCGCACUACCCAGAGUGCAGCCGUCCGCCUCCUAGGACCCGCCGGGCGCUCAGGACCGCGCCCUGUCACCUGGAGCAAGUAAGGAGCUCACACAGGCUCUAGCGAUCCGGACAGGUGGGAGAUUCCAGCUCAGAGGGAGUGAAAAUUGCUUCAAGCUCUUCAGUGUUUUCCUGUUCCGCCCGCAGCCAGUCGGUGCGGCCGGCCUCCCUGCACCCCCAUCCCAGCCUGAGCCUCCCGCGCGGGGUUGGCCUGGAGGCGGCAGGGGCCUCGCUGCAAGGAGAGCAGGGGCCGACGGCCAGACGGAUUGAGGGAGGCCGCUGGCCGGCAGUGGGGCACUAGGCCCCUGAAAGAACUUUGCUGUACCCUGUGUGUCCUCAGAGACCAUGAUAGCUGUGCACUUUGACAAGCCGGGAGGACCAGAAAAUCUUUACUUGAAGGAAGUGGCCAAGCCCAGCCCAGGCGAGGGUGAAGUCCUCCUGAAGGUGGCAGCCAGCGCCCUGAACAGGGCGGACUUACUCCAGAGACAAGGCCAGUAUGCCCCACCUCCAGGAGCCAGCAACAUUUUGGGACUUGAGGCAUCUGGACACGUGGCAGAGCUCGGAGCUGGCUGCCAGGGACCCUGGAGGGUUGGGGACCCAGCCAUGGCUCUGCUGUCUGGCGGGGGCCAGGCUCAGUAUGUCACUGUCCCUGCAGAGCUCCUCAUGCCCAUCCCGGCAGGACUGACCAUGUGUCAGGCUGCAGCCAUCCCAGAGGCCUGGCUCACUGCCUUCCAGCUAUUACAUCUCGUGGGAAAUGUUCGGGCUGGAGACUCUGUGCUAAUCCAUGCAGGAGCAAGCGGUGUGGGCACAGCUGCCAUCCAACUUGCCCGGAUGGCUGGGGCUACUCCUUUGGUCACAGCUGGUUCCCAGGAGAAACUUCAAAUAGCAGAAAAGCUCGGAGCAGCUGCUGGAUUCAAUUACAAAGAAGAGGAUUUUUCUGAAGCAACACUGAAAUUCACUAAAGGUGCUGGAGUCAACCUCAUUCUAGACUGCAUAGGCGGCUCCUACUGGGAGAAAAAUGUCAACUGCCUGGCUCUUGAUGGUCACUGGGUUCUCUAUGGUCUGCUGGGAGGAGCUGUCAUCAGUGGGCCUCUGUUUUCAAAGCUACUUUUUAAAAGGGGAAGUCUGAUCACCAGUCUUCUAAGAUCUAGGGACAAAAAGUACAAGCAGAUGCUGGUGAAGGCUUUCACAGAGCAAAUUCUGCCCCACUUCUCCACGGAAGGCCCUCAACGUUUACUGCCGGUUCUGGACAGAGUCUACCCCGUGGCUGAAAUUCAAGAAGCCCAUGAGUACAUGGAGACUAACAAGAACGUGGGCAAAAUCGUCCUGGAGCUGCCCCAGUGAAGAAGCGGGUAGUACAAGACAAGGCUACAUCUCCAGUCUUCCGACAGCAAACUUGGAGAAAACUCUGUACACGGGCGACCGAGCGCCACUCCAGGCUCGCCUGUAACCCCCUAUCUCUCCCCCAGUCUCCUCAAAUUAUCAGUAUAAAGCCGGUCUAAGGAAAUAAAGAGUGGACUUGA
Messenger RNA from Capra hircus (goat), 1617 nucleotides. It is a transcript of the gene TP53I3, whose product is annotated as tumor protein p53 inducible protein 3. The record is from RefSeq and is a predicted model, not a curated record. The transcript is spliced from 5 exons. Gene Ontology annotation, molecular function: NADPH binding; quinone binding; quinone reductase (NADPH) activity. The coding region runs from base 440 to 1438 and encodes 332 amino acids. Lineage: Eukaryota; Metazoa; Chordata; Mammalia; Artiodactyla; Bovidae.